UUGCACAAAGGAUACUAAAUUGAGUUCAACGGUAUGAAGAAAAAAAGAAAAGAACUAGCCUUUACUCGGGCGUAAUCAGUUAACCUAAACAACCGGUUAUCUCAUUUUUCUAAGUCUAAUUUUCAAUGACUAUGAUGCCCCAUGUUUGUGUUUCUUAGCAUAAUGCUUUUCUCAGACGAGAGUUUAGAAGUGUUGUAACGAAAAUUACCUGAGCUUGACCUGGAACUUGUAUAGGAUUAUGUGUAUUGUUAGGACCUUAGCUUGCCAUUUUCUCUUCUUGUUUUGCUUUCUUGAAUGCAAAUCAGAAAUCAUGAAAGUAAUGGUUUUCCAGGUGAAUUUAUAGUUUUGUGAAAUUUAAGGAUUCUUGUUAAUGCUAUACCAAAAUAUGUACAUUAAUCAACACAUGGCAUGGUGAAAUUCAAUACCUUCCGGGGGACUGUUUCAAAGGGGUUUGCUAAGUCAUGAAAAGGGCAUGCAAGUGGUUUUAACUGAUUGUGAAUGCUUUACAGAUGACCACAUGCAAAGGAUCCAUCUUAAGUUGUCCAGCUCAGAGUUAUUGACCAGGAAAGAACUGUCUACUGGAGAGGUGUAAAUUGGCCAGGUCGUACCUACCUAACAUGGCCUGGUACAGAUUCCUUAUACAUUCGACUUGACACAACUCAAUCUAUGACAUACUAUGCCUAAGCACGUAUAGGUAUGGACGAAGACAAUUUCAGGACUGGACUACAAGUCGAACUAAUAUGUAGAAUAAAAUAAAUUUACACAAAAAAAUUUACUCUAAAAAAAAUUAAUAGGCUAGGAGUGGGCCAAGACUGUCCCUGGGUAUGGAGUCAAAUUAACAUUGUUAGGCUUGUGACCAUGCGUCUAUCGAGUAAAGUUGUCAGCUCAACUUAACAAGAGCUAAGUCUAUUGAUUAUAACCAACCAUGGAUCGAGGUAUAAUUUCUCGUCGGAGAGAGGAGCGGUUUGCGCGUGAGGAAGAGUCAGCCAGGUGCUUAAGAAAGGUCACUUACUCUUUGUCUGUAUGACGACAUCAACAAUUCUAUCAGUUUUUGAUUUUGUGAAUGAAAUUCCAAGCUAGGGGGCCUAAUCUUUCUAUUUUAUAGACUCAUUUCUUGGAGUCGAAAACAUCAAGAAUUUACGCUCUGAUCUGAGUAGUAUGUGACACGUAAAAUUUCGUAUGAAUCAACGGACCACCUUACAAAGUUAAAUAGCUCAACUAAUACAAUGAUUUAUUAACACACAUUUUAUGCACUAAUAGUUGUGCUGCUCGCCACGUGGCCCUAUACCACAAAUAUCCUGUAAUAACUUCACAAAUCAUCAACCUGGUUUUUAUCAAACAAUUUUUAACUAUGAAAUAUUUUGACAAAGCCUCUAUCCGAAGGACAUGUCUCAGUUCAUUGCCUACACACCUAUAUAUUUUUUUGUACCUAGCAACUUGUAUAUAAACCCAUGCAAGAACUCUCUUCUUCAUUCACAAAUCACAAUGAACAAGAAAUUAAAAUUAAAGUUUGUUUUGUAAUAGAAAAUGGCAUCUCAUGAACAGAAAUUCAGGGCUGGUGAAACCAAGGGACGAACUGAGGUAUAUACACAAUUUCAUUGCAGUCUAAUUUACAUGGGUCAAAGGCUUCUACAAUCGAGCUUAGCAGGCAUCGACUUUAAUGUCUCAUCUUUAAAGGGAAGUUGGUCCAUGAAACCAAAGCACAAGAAGCUAAAGAAAAAGCCUCAGAAAUGGAGCCACACUCGAGAGUCAAAGGAUCAAAUCGGCAGCGCAGCGAAAGACAAGAUGUAUGAAACAGCUGAAUCUGCCAAGCAGAAGGCGGGCAGAACAGCCCAGGCCACCAAGGAGAAGGCGGCGCAGAUGGCAGAAUCUGGCCGUGAAACAGUGCAAGCUGGAAAAUAGAAGACUGGUAAACAAAUUAAGGGGAUGG
Olea europaea var. sylvestris is the source of this 1930-nucleotide messenger RNA. RefSeq names its product late embryogenesis abundant protein Dc3-like. Lineage: Eukaryota; Viridiplantae; Streptophyta; Magnoliopsida; Lamiales; Oleaceae. The transcript is spliced from 3 exons. Bases 1528 to 1902 code for a protein of 124 amino acids. The record is from RefSeq and is a predicted model, not a curated record.